AGCGCCAAUGAAAAGCAUAUAAACGAGGUGAAAAGGAUGUUGAGGUCGAUGGAAGAUGGAGAGAUAAGCAUAUCUGCUUAUGACACAGCUUGGGUGGCACUGGUGAAAAAUGUGGAUGGUGAAAACAAGCCACAAUUCCCAUCUUCUCUUCAAUGGAUUGUUGAUAACCAACUUGCUGAUGGCUCAUGGGGAGAUGAGUUAUUUGUGGCACACGACAGGAUUCUCAACACCUUGGCUUGUGUGAUUGCAUUAAAGUCAUGGAAUGUGCACCCUGAUAUGUGUGAAAAAGGAAUGAAAUUUUUUGUGGAAAAUCUGAACAAAAUUCAAGAUGAGAAUGCUGAGCACAUGCCUAUUGGGUUUGAAGUUGCUUUUCCUUCUCUUCUGAAUAUAGCUAAAAGUUUGAACAUUGAAGUGUUGGAAGAUUCUCCUAUCUUGAAAGAGAUAUUUGCAAUGAGAGACGAGAAGCUCAAAAAAAUACCAAGAGAAGUGUUGCACAAGGUUCCUACGACAUUGCUUCAUAGUUUAGAAGGAAUGCAAGACUUAGAUUGGAGCCAACUUCUACAGCUUCAGUCUCAAGAUGGCUCAUUCUUGUUCUCUCCAUCCUCCACAGCUUUUGCUGUCAUGCAAACGGGCGACAAACAUGCUCUCAACUACCUGCACAAAAUUGUUGAGAAGUUCAAUGGAGGAGUUCCAAAUGUCUUCCCGGUGGACUUGUUUGAGCAUAUAUGGGCCGUGGAUCGGCUAGAACGCCUUGGAGUUUCAAGAUAUUUUAAACAAGAGAUAAAGGACUCUGUGAACUAUAUGUCAAGACACUGGACUGAAAAAGGAAUUUGUUGGGCACGAAAUUCGGAAGUUCAAGAUAUUGAUGACACUGCAAUGGGGUUUAGACUUCUAAGGUUGCAUGGACAUCAAGUUUCACCUGAUGUGUUCAAGCAUUUUGAAAAAAAUGGCGAAUUCUUCUGCUUUGCGGGACAGCUGAACCAAGCCGUGACAGGCAUGUUCAAUCUGUAUAGAGCAUCUCAAGUGAUGUUUAAAGAAGAGGAAAUUCUUAAGAAUGCCAGGAGCUUCUCUGGCAGAUAUUUAACCAAGAAACGUUAUGCUAAACAACUUUUCGAUAAAUGGAUCAUAACUAAAGAUUUACCUCGCGAGGUUGGUUAUGCUCUGGAUGUGCCGUGGUAUGCUAGCUUACCCCGAGUAGAGGCAAGACUUUACCUCGAGCAGUAUGGUGGUAAGAAUGAUGUUUGGAUUGGCAAGACCCUUUACAGGAUGCCGUAUGUGAACAAUGAUGUUUAUUUGGAGCUAGCGAAAUUGGAUUACAACAACUGUCAAGCAGUGCAUAAGAAAGAAUGGGAAGAAAUCCAUAGGUGGUACCUGGAAUCGGAAUUAGAAAGGUUUGGAGUGAGCAAAGAGAAACUCCAGACCGCUUAUUUUGUCGCAGCAGCCAACAUAUUUGAGCCUGAGAGGUCUUUAGAGAGACUUGCAUGGGCUAAAACAAUAGUUUUGAUCCGGAUAAUGAAGGCGAAUUGUAAAAUUGGAGAAUCUAGGGAUGCAUUUGACGAUCAGUUAAAUGAAUUAAACAACUUGAAUAAGUGGUUAAAGGACAGGAUAGAUGAAAAACUCCGGGGAGUUUGGAUGACAACCCUUGAUCUCAUUGGAUUUCAAAUGUUUAGGCGCCAUGACCAAGAAAAUUCACAUUAUUUGAAUCGAAUGUGGCAAAGUUGGUUCGCAAGCAGGCGUAGUAAAGGACUGAGAUCCCCAGGAGACGCAGAAUUAAUUGUGCAAACCAUAAUUUUAACCUCUGGCAAUUGGUCAGAAGAUCUAGAGCUUGAUCCUCGGUACCAGAAAUUGCUUGACGUCACUAAGAGAGUUUGCCUUAGCAUAUAUAAUUACGAAAGCAAUUGGGUACAGGUUGGCAGCGAUUGCGUCGAGGUAGAGGCAGGGAUGCAAGAACUAGUGCAAUUGGGACCAUUUCCUACCAUAUCUAUAGAGUUCUAUUUCAAAAAGUGUUGUGAAGUUGGAACCGAUUUCAUACGUGAUGUUGAUGAUUCUAAAGAAACAUGGCGCCUUGCUGUUCGUAUCAACGAUCUCUGGACUGUCGUAAAUAGUAAAGGUGUCGAGUAUCUUGAGAUGGUUUUGAUUGAUUCAAAGGGAGAUCGUAUUCAAGCCUUGGUCCGUGGUGACCAUACUUCGAAGUGGAAGCAACUGCUGAAAGAGGAUAUGACCUGCGUCAUUAAUAAUGGGAAUGUUUAUGAAAAUGAUUUCCAGUGGAAGCUGUGCGAUCAUCCCAAAAAAUUUGUUUUCUUAAGCGGUACAACUGUUAAACCAGUUGACCUUAACAAUAUACCAUCUGAGAAAUAUUUCUUUAAAGAUUUCGCCGACAUACUCGCGGGGGGAUGUAACAUGGACAGACUUCAAGAUAUCAUAGGUGUGGUUGAUGAGAUUGAAAACUGCCAAUCCAAGACAGGAGGAAAAAAGAUUGUCAUUUCUUUUAAACUCAAAGAUUUGAGUGGGAACAUUGUAACUUGCACGCUGUGGGACACUUACGGAACCAGGUUUUUAAAUUACUAUAAUGACGAUUCAAAAUGUGGAGCAAUAGUCAUUGUUCUAACUCAUGCAAUCAUUAAGGAUUCUCAGGUCUCUAAUGGCUGGAGUGGCUCAAAACUGUUUAUCAAUGACGAUAUUGUUGUUAUCAAUGAAUUCAUGUCAAAGUAUAUCACAAAUAUUGCUGUCUGA
Messenger RNA from Vicia villosa (hairy vetch), 2733 nucleotides. Its product is annotated as ent-copalyl diphosphate synthase 1-like. Gene Ontology annotation, biological process: gibberellin biosynthetic process. The transcript is spliced from 20 exons. Gene Ontology annotation, molecular function: terpene synthase activity; magnesium ion binding. Lineage: Eukaryota; Viridiplantae; Streptophyta; Magnoliopsida; Fabales; Fabaceae. Gene Ontology annotation, cellular component: chloroplast. The record is from RefSeq and is a predicted model, not a curated record. The coding region runs from base 37 to 2733 and encodes 898 amino acids.